Caenorhabditis remanei is the source of this 756-nucleotide messenger RNA. RefSeq lists its product as uncharacterized. NCBI's taxonomy places the organism in Eukaryota, Metazoa, Nematoda, Chromadorea, Rhabditida, Rhabditidae. The coding region runs from base 1 to 756 and encodes 251 amino acids. The record is from RefSeq and is a predicted model, not a curated record. The transcript is spliced from 4 exons.
AUGACAGCCACUGCCUGCAGUUGUUUGAUAACCGGUCCACUGCUGAUUAUCGGCUCCGUGUUUUGUGUCUAUCCGACGUUUACUUAUGUUGCAGCUCAAAUGAAUCAACAUCCGAAUCAACACCUUCAAAGUGGAAAUGGUCGAAGACGUCAAGAGAAGGAGGAAGUAGAAGAAGAACCAAUUGAUGAGGAAGAGCGCAGAGAACUGUAUGCUGCGUUGAUACGAGAAGAGCCGAUGAGAAGAAUUGAACCAUCCAAUGGAAAGUGGCAGUUGUCAAUCACCGAAACCAGCUGUGACCCUUCAUUCCUCUGGGACAGACCACAACCAAAAGGAAAAGUGUCUCAAGCAACACGUCGUUUCGUCACGAAGGACUACGUGAAUCCAAAUCUCCGGAACAAUUGCAUAUUCUGCAACGGGAAACACAAACCAGAUGAGUGCCCGCAUGUGGUUUCAGUCGAGGAUCGGAGGGACAUCCUUGCUUUAAACGAGAGAUGUAUCAGAUGUCUCCGACGUCAUCGUGAUGAGCCGUGUCCGAAGAAGAAUCGAAUCAAGGACAAUGUCACUACUGCUUCGAUGAAGAUCCGGAAGAGCCGAAGCAUAAUUCAUCCGUCUGCCGAACUGCAUUUAUACCGGAACAUAUGCUGGAAUCAAAUCAGUAGUUUACUGAUAGAACUAGCCAUCGUUAUUUCUUGGAUGUUUUCUGAAAGAACCCGUGGCAAUGUUCAUAAGUUUGGAUGGAGCCUGAUGCUCCAAUAA